Messenger RNA from Pristis pectinata (smalltooth sawfish), 1722 nucleotides. RefSeq names its product galectin-3-binding protein-like. The transcript has 5 exons. NCBI's taxonomy places the organism in Eukaryota, Metazoa, Chordata, Chondrichthyes, Rhinopristiformes, Pristidae. The record is from RefSeq and is a predicted model, not a curated record. Gene Ontology annotation, cellular component: membrane. Bases 1 to 1722 code for a protein of 573 amino acids.
AUGGAGAGUUACCUGAUGGCACUGAGUCUGUCGCUGAUCAUCACACCACUCACUACAGGCCUGGACUACGGAGAGCUGCGUCUGUCUGGAGGCCGACUGCCCAGUGAGGGCCGGCUGGAGGUUUACUAUGACGGAGAAUGGGGAACCGUGUGUGACGAUGGCUGGGACAUCACUGACGCCCACGUUGUCUGCCGCAGCCUUGGUUACCUCAACGCCACGGAGGCAACUAUUGGAGGUGUCUUCGGAUCAGGAUCAGGCUCCAUCCUGCUGGACGAUGUGUCCUGCAAGGGAACUGAGAGUUCACUCGCCCACUGCAAGACCAAAGGAUGGAAGGUCCACGACUGCCAACACUCGGAGGAUGCUGGAGUUCGCUGUGACCCCCGGCAGGCAGGAGAACUGCCCACCUACCGCCUGGACCAGAUGUUGGAACUGCAACAAUCCCUCAACAAGCUGUACCUGAGCCAGAAACACUGCCAGGUGAAGAUCCUGGUGCAGACAGCGCGCAAGGGCCCCGUGAAGCUGCAUUUGUGUGCCCACCGUCUCAUCCUGGGUCUGAGCAACGACGGAAACCUCAUCAGUGAGAACAAAAGCAGCGGCAUCCAGAUCACAGUCAAACAGGACUGCCUGCCCUAUGUCGAGGACUUCAUCAGGUACUUUUACACCAAGAAAAUCGACAUCAACUUGUCUUCAGUCAAAUGCAUCCACAACAUGGCCUCAGACUAUGGGGUGACUGCCAUCCGGAAUUACUGCGAUAAACUCUUCUACAAACUCCUUCCCCAGGACCCAUCCUUCCAACACCAGCUGGAGCUCUACAACUACGCUGAGGCGGUCAAGGACCCCCUGCUGAAGGAGAUUUGCCUGGAGUAUUUUGCCUGGAACUGUGAGUCGUUCAUCCGAUCACCAACGUGGUAUGAGUUCACUGGCGAUCAGCUCAACACCUUGCUGCUCAGGUCAGACAUUGUCAUUUGGAACGAGCUGACCCUGUUCAAAGCUGUGGAGAGCUGGAUCAUCAAUAAGAAGAAAACGGAGCUCACACACGAACUCAUGGAUAAAAUCCGUUUCCACAUGAUCUCGCCUGAGGACCUCUCCAAAAUACAACUGCAGUCAUUACUUUAUGAAGAACAUGACAGCUUCUUCCUGAAGAGAUUCCUGAAAGCCUUUGAGUUCCACUCAGUGUCCGUGGAUCAGUUGAACAGGGAGAGACAUGCCUCCGACCUCAGCCUCGAGCCCAGAAUCUACACGUCCUCGGAGUGGAGUGCAGCACUGCACGUGGACACAGGCAGACAGGUCCACAGUUCCUCCUCCACCUACUACAACGGGUACCAGUAUGUCCAUCAGGUCAGCUUCACCCAGCCUUCCUCUCCCACCAUCUCCUUCCAGACCAACAAGUACACCAGCUCAUUCUACGCCUCAGAGAACAUCCUUUGGACAGCAUAUUACCACCUGAGUGCUCAGAGCUGCAAGAGCAGCAGUGUGCCCUGCCCAUACACUAUCUAUCCCAUCGCCACUCUCAACACCAGGAGCUACAGCAAGGAAAGCCACAUCCGCUACCACAACAAGGUUCUGCUCCUGUGCAGCAACCAUUACGUGUCCUAUGUGCACGAUGUGAAGGAGAACAAUGCGCUGCUGCCGUCCUUCAAGGGACAGGGACUCUUCUUCUUCGGCUGUGAGUCUGGCUUCUUCUCCACACUCAGAUUCGUCAUCAGACCCAUCUACAACUGA